GUUGAUUAUAUAACAAGGCCAUUCAAACAAGUGACUGUUUGGUUUCAUCAGUUGCUUUCAAUUGGUCCAAUGUUGAUGAAUGGUGUUGUUUUGUUUAUUACUGUUCUAUAAGUAUCAACUUGUUUUGGCAAAUCGCAUUAGAGUGAUGGUGAUACUGCAGUUCAAACAAUGAAAAUAUUCAUUGUUAUGUUAAGUUUAAUUUUGGUGCCUGUCAAAACACAACAUGUUAAGUCAAGAAGGGAGGUAAAUUUUUGGAACCACAGAGAAAACAAGGCAAUGUGGAAUUCUCCACCCUUGUAUUAACAGGGCAAUACAUCGACAAGUCUCUUCUAGUAAACGAGUUUUUCGAGAAUCGGGACGAUUACAUUAUAUACGUGACCGCUCCAAGUGGAUUUGGCAAGAGCGUGAAUAUUGAAAUGUUGAAAUCCUUCCUAGAAAUACAAGUUGAUAAGAACGGAACAGAGAUAACCAACAAAAGUACGACGAACAACUUUAAGCUCUUCACAGGAUUGAAGAUAUUCCAGCAGCAUCCACAGCUAUUCAAUUGGACAUUCGGUUUGUAUCCGGUGGUGACAAUCGAUUAUCAGCUACUUUCUACAGCCUCAUAUUAUGAGGACAUGGUUGGAGCUAUGAGGUUAAUUUUGGGGAACACGUUCAAAAACCAUGAAUACCUCGCACACGUCGAUAACCUGUGGGGACUUUCCUGUGACAUUGAUACGUUUAUUGAAUACCUGGACACAGAAAAUUACCCAACGUUGAGUGAAGUUAAAAUAAAAACCGGGUUUCUAUAUCUGUGCAAGAUUUUAUUCACCUACUUCAAAAGGAAAGUCGUGGUUCUGAUCGACCAGUAUGAUUCUUUCGUGAACAGUAUUGUGUUCGAACAUAACACUGCGGGAAAAGCUUUCAAUUUGUUUCAGUACAUCAAUGGAGAUCUGUUCAUGGGCGGUAGGAGUUACAUACAGCGAAUUUUCUGCACGGGAACUUUGCAAGUGGUGUUCGGUGGGCUAUUGCCGGUGGAUCAGGACCUACAGUGUUAUCCUUUCCUUCAUAAACACCAAUGGAACUCCUUCUUCGGUUUGACUAGUGAAGACGUGGACCUCCUGCUGGAGGAAAAAUAUGAUACUGAACGUGACUUUGAUAUAAAAAAUAUGAAAGAUCAUAUAAGAAAAUAUUACGGAGGAUACAAAUUAAUUGGAAACGCAACCGAUAUUUACAAAAUUCAACCCGUUAUUAAUUGUGCAUCAGUUAAAAAAUAUGACACUGUGGUAAAUGAUAAUUCGACUGACCAUAUUUAUGAUUUUCUAUCAAGUGUUCUUAAAUACAAAAAAGUAAAAGAGUGUUUCAUAAAACUACUGCAAGAUGAGAAUGAGAUUUCAAUUGAAAACGAUUUGGCUCUAUCAGAAAAUGAUUUUGUGACAUUGCAGAAAAUGUUCAGUUUGAAAGAAUACAAAAUUACUAGCAACCAUUUGUUAGUAAUCUUAAAAUAUCUUCUUCAGAUAGGAAUCCUAUCUUAUAAAACCCAUAGUGCAAGUGAGUACGUUCUUAGUUUACCAAAUUCAGAGGUAAAAUUGAAAUUGAAGAGUUGCAUAACUGAGUCUAAAACGUAUACAAAAUAAUUAUUGGCAUUCGAUACAGGUAUGUAAUUAAAUAACAAUGUUUAACUUUUGCCAUAGACUUAUUUCACUGUUUGUUAUCCAAUAUUCUAUACUGUAUUAUGACGUUCCUGUUAAAUAACCUUGAUUAGUAUCCACAUAGGUACAAAAAAUGUCUGAAAAUGAAAAACAAGCAAAUGCCACACAAAAAAUGCAAUACACUUAUACUUUGUUUCCAAUCAAUCAAUUAUAUUAUAUUGUACAUGAAAUGUAAAAUACUAAUGUAGGAUAUUAGAUGUCUCAUAAGUAUUCUGGGUUAACUAUCUUUGUAGAUUCAAUUUAUGAUCUGUAUUCAAUUUUUCUUCUUUCAAUUUCCUCUUUAUUUUUUAUUUUGUUGUUAUUUAUUUCUUCUUGUUAUUGUAUUUCAUCAUACAUAAUACAAGUAACAUAUCUUGUAUUGUAAUUACGACAUACGGCUGUUCAAUAAAUCAUAUUUAUCACCAAAUUUGACUGUUUGUAGUGGGUAACAUCAUUAAUAUGAUUGAAGAUAUACAUUUUAAAUAUUGGACUAAUUACCAGUAUCAUCAUAUUACAGUUACACCUUAUUUAGUUCAUAUCAGCAUCUUGUUAGUAUUCUUACUUGUUCAUCGAAUACUUUUGUAGUUUGUUAAUAUGUAACUAAAAUUAUAUUUUCUGUUUUGCUAUUUCAUAUUUUACACUAUAGUUUUAUAAAUAGCUUAAACGAAGAAGAUUGAAACAUAAAUAACUAGUAACCUGUGAUAAAGAAAUUCAUAUUAAACACUUUUGAUCUUAUUGAUUGUUAAUAAUCGGCUACGCUCACUGCAUAAGCCUAUAUGUAUUAUUGACAGUUCCGGUUUAACACCGAAGAAUACAGCGGUGUCUAAAUAGUAGUUCAGAAAUUUAAUUAUUUUAGCAAUGUUACAACUUAAUUUUUAUAUCUUAUUUAAAUAUAUGCACAUUAAUGGUUUUACGACAAAUAAACAGGAGAGUUUCACAAAAAUACUAAACUACGGCUAAUUAAAUCUAGUUUUUAAUGUGAAUGUAUGCAAUUUCUCAUUCAUAAUUGUAGAAAUUUUACUUAAAAAAAAAACUUAAAUUUAUUCUCCCUUCAUUCUCCCGUGUGCAUUAAAGCAUCAGCUACGUUUCAGUCUGCAUUUCACGCAAUAUUUCUUGUAGCGGAGCUUGCAUUUCAUUCUUAAUUUUAAGUUUAAUACAUCUGUAUCCAAUGUUUUCAGCAUACAAUACGCGUAAAACAUCCAUAAGCAUCUUAUAGUUUCAUUUUUGGAAAUUUGUGAAAUCAUAAAAAUGUUUUCUUACCCACUGCUUUGGGCAGUGUUAUCAGACGUCUCGAGCAGGUUGGAAUCUAUUAGAGUAAAAUCUGCAAACAUUCUAAAUUACAAAGCUAUACAUUAUUUUUCUUAAUAGAGUAGAGUAAUAGAACAGAAGGGCAUUAGGCAAACCAGGGUUAUGGACGAAAUACUGCAACACCAUUAGUUUUUAUGAAAUUUGAUUGCAUACUGACGAUGUUGAGCAACAAAAUUAAUAAGUAGCAUCUAAAUUUACUUAUGUGUAAAAUAACAUUAUGGCUACAAUUUGUUACGAAGUAUAAUGUGUAUAAUUGUGAUUUUUUCUUUAUUUCCCACAUAUUUAAGCCCCAUAUUUCUUUAGUCAGCACCUUACGCUCUGUAUUAAAAUCUAAAACACAAUAAUAAAUCAAG
This is a messenger RNA of Homalodisca vitripennis (glassy-winged sharpshooter), 3331 nucleotides long. RefSeq lists its product as uncharacterized. The coding region runs from base 417 to 1616 and encodes 399 amino acids. The record is from RefSeq and is a predicted model, not a curated record. NCBI's taxonomy places the organism in Eukaryota, Metazoa, Arthropoda, Insecta, Hemiptera, Cicadellidae. The transcript has 2 exons.